Messenger RNA from Lycium ferocissimum, 869 nucleotides. RefSeq names its product 15-cis-zeta-carotene isomerase, chloroplastic-like. Gene Ontology annotation, cellular component: chloroplast. Gene Ontology annotation, molecular function: 9,15,9'-tri-cis-zeta-carotene isomerase activity. The transcript is spliced from 3 exons. Gene Ontology annotation, biological process: carotene biosynthetic process. The coding region runs from base 24 to 455 and encodes 143 amino acids. The record is from RefSeq and is a predicted model, not a curated record. NCBI's taxonomy places the organism in Eukaryota, Viridiplantae, Streptophyta, Magnoliopsida, Solanales, Solanaceae.
CAAAUGUUUCGGUGCAGAUUGUAAUGCUUUCCCUUACCUUCAUUUUCGCAAUAGUCCACAGUGGUCUUGCUAGUCUUAGAGACAAAGGUGAGGAACUCAUUGGGGAGCGUGUUUUUCGUGUAUUGUUUGCUGGGAUUUCUUUGCCAUUGGCAGUCAGCACAACUGUGUAUUUCAUUAACCAUCGAUAUGAUGGAGUGCAGUUAUGGGAAUUAAAAAGCAUUGCUGGGAUUCAUGAACUAGUUUGGUUUUCCAACUUUAUUUCCUUCUUCUUCCUAUACCCGUCGACAUUCAAUUUACUGGAAGUAGCGGCUGUUGACAAGCCCAAGAUGCAUCUUUGGGAAACUGGGAUUAUGAGGAUUACCAGGCAUCCACAGAUGGUUGGGCAGGUGAUAUGGUGCUUAGCUCACACGCUAUGGAUCGGGAAUUCAGUUGCAGUGGCGGCGUCAGAGGAUUAAUCGGACAUCAUCUGUUUGGUGCCUGGAACGGGGACUGAAGGUUAGCAAUACGAUAUGGUGAGGCUUUUGAAGUCGUGAAGAAGAGAACGAGUGUCAUUCCAUUUGCAGCUAUUCUUGAUGGACGCCAAAAGUUGCCCGAAGAUUAUUACAAGGAAUUUACCAGAUUGCCAUAUGUAUCGAUAACAGCAUUGACAUUAGGUGCUUACUUUCUCCACCCCAUUAUGCAAGCUGCCAGUUAUCGGCUACACUGGUAGCCCUGCUGUGUCACAAAACUCUCUUCAAUACAAGAAAUCGCUAGUCCGAGUUGUAUAUUUUCCAAGAUAUAUAAGGUCACUGUUGUAGAAACUAUUAAACUCUCUAUGGUGAGGGAGUAGGAAAGCAAAGAAAGAAGAGAAAUAUAAAGGAUUCAGUUUA